Messenger RNA from Hemiscyllium ocellatum (epaulette shark), 431 nucleotides. Its product is annotated as peroxisomal biogenesis factor 19-like. Gene Ontology annotation, biological process: protein import into peroxisome membrane. Gene Ontology annotation, cellular component: peroxisome; peroxisomal membrane. The record is from RefSeq and is a predicted model, not a curated record. The annotation marks the transcript as partial. Lineage: Eukaryota; Metazoa; Chordata; Chondrichthyes; Orectolobiformes; Hemiscylliidae. The transcript has 4 exons.
GGCGGCGGGUGACGGGGAAGAUGGCGGCGGCUGGAGGCGGAGGAGGAGGAGAUGGAGAGGAGGAUGAGGAGCUUCGGGAGCUGUUGGAAAGUGCCCUGGACGACUUUGACAAAGCGAAGCCCAGUGCACAAACUCCAGCAGGAGAGGAGGCUGACAAGGCAGAUGGAAAACGGCCGACAGAAUCUCUCUUCGGUACCCAGGAUCGCUUCUUCCACGAGCUGUUUGACAGUGAACUUGCGGCAGAGGCCACCAAGGAGUUUGACCGGGCGAUGCAGGAACUGGCCGAGCAGGAGCCCCAGCUGGUCCACCAGUUCCACAAGCUGUCGGAGAUCGCCGGCAAGGUCGGCACUGACCCCGCCUCGAAUCAGGAGUUCAGCUCGUGUUUACAGCAGACACUCUCUGGACUGGCGAAGAAUGCCAGCGGCCUGCAG